AUGGAGUCUGAAAAUGGGGAUUUGGAAUCCAAGAUGGACGGCUAUGAAGUUAUCGAGCAGAUUGGGAGAGGUGCUUUUGGGGCUGCAUUUCUUGUGCUCAACAAAACCGAGAAUAAGAAGUAUGUUCUCAAGAAAAUUCGUCUUAACAAGCAAACAGAGAAGUUCAAGCGUACAGCGCACCAGGAGAUGAACUUGAUUGCAAAACUACAACAUCCUUAUAUUGUUGAGUAUAAAGAUGCUUGGGUGGAUAAGGGAAACUAUAUAUGCAUCGUAACCAACUAUUGUGAAGGUGGUGACAUGUCCGAGAUAAUCAGAAGGACAAGAGGGGCAUAUUUUCUGGAGGAGAAAAUAUGCAAGUGGCUAACUCAAUUGUUGUUAGCAAUCGACUAUCUCCACUCUAAUCGUGUCCUUCACAGGGAUCUAAAGUUAUCCAACAUAUUUCUCACAAAGGAAAAUGAUAUACGUCUUGGUGAUUUUGGGUUGGCAAAACUUCUCGAUGAUGGUGGUCUUGCUUCUUCGGUUGUGGGAACACCCAAUUAUAUGUGCCCGGAGCUCCUUGCUGAUAUCCCCUAUGGCUAUAAAUCGGACAUUUGGUCGUUAGGAUGCUGCAUGUUUGAGAUUGCUGCACAUCAUCAAGCGUUCAAAGCCACUGAUAUGGCUGGACUCAUCAACAAGAUUAACCGAUCUUUGAUCUCUCCACUUCCUAUUGUAUACUCUUCAACUCUAAAACAGAUCAUCAAGAGCAUGCUUAGGAAGAGCCCGGAACACAGGCCAACCGCCGCCGAGCUUCUGAGACAUCCCCAUUUGCAGCCGUUCCUCCUCAAAUGCCACAACCCGUCCGCUGUCUUCCUUCCUGUCAAAUCGCCCUCCCCGAAAAAAUCGAACGAAAAGACCAAAAAGCCUUCCCCAGCCAGCAGCACAUCCAGCCCAAGAAAAGACCCGAAAGAAAAGAGAGAGAUCAUCAAGCUGAAGCACAAGGACUUGCUCCCACUAUUCCAAGAAAACACGGACGUUCAGUACCCGAACCUUCUGCUCGACACCGAUUUCAUGAUCAACGAAAAGCUCGAGACGAAGCGUGUGGACCCCACAAGCUAUUCCGGGAAAAUAUCUCACGACAGCGAGGAUUCAAAGAGCGGGGCCACCAGUUGUGAGAAUUUGGAUUUGAUGGUGCCUCCUCCAAACGAGCCGCAACAAGAACAUGACGAAAAAAAAUCAGAGAACAGUACUGCUGACCAUGAGAAUGUAGAAAAAGGAACGGAUAAAAACGAACCUCUGGUCGGGCCCCACUCGACUGAGGAGAAAGUGGAAGCAAAGGUGGAAAAAGCAGCUCCCGAGAAUGCUGAUGUCACCUUUGUCCAAGAAAACGAGAGAUCAACCGAAGAAGAAAAUGGAGGUAAAAGUAAAACUGAUGGUGCCGAGGAAAAUUUACUGGAUAAUAAUGAGGUUACUAUUACAACUGGCUUAAGUGGAAAUGGGAAAGGAGGAGAAGAAAAGCAGCUGUUGAGCCGAGAGUCGAUCGAGGACUCAUUGUCUCAUCUGCCUGGUUUACAGAGGGCGGAUGCUUUGGAGUCGUUGCUCGAGCUUUGCGCAAGGUUGCUUAAACAGGACAAAUUUGACGAGCUGUCGGGCGUGCUGAAGCCGUUCGGGGAGGAAAUUGUUUCCUCUAGAGAGACAGCAAUUUGGCUGACAAAGAGCUUGAUCAAUGCACAAAAGUUGGAAAAGGAGAAAUCAUAA
Messenger RNA from Striga hermonthica, 1734 nucleotides. The record is from the annotation of a GenBank genome assembly. NCBI's taxonomy places the organism in Eukaryota, Viridiplantae, Streptophyta, Magnoliopsida, Lamiales, Orobanchaceae.